Molecule: messenger RNA, 466 nt
Organism: Camelina sativa (false flax)
Lineage: Eukaryota; Viridiplantae; Streptophyta; Magnoliopsida; Brassicales; Brassicaceae
Product: non-specific lipid transfer protein GPI-anchored 9-like
Source: RefSeq, a predicted model, not a curated record
ACUCAAAAGAAAAAUCACAAAACGAACAAUGGAUAUUAGCAAAAUUAUGGCUGUGGUCGUAGCCGUCGUCGUCCUCUACUCCGUCCAGACUACGGCACAAAACCCUCAGGCGAUGGCUUGCGUGCAAAAACUGUUGCCGUGUCAGCCUUACGUACACUCGGUGAAUCCACCUCCUCCAUCGUCGUGUUGCGGGCCGUUGAAAGCGAUGGUAGAAACAGACGCACAGUGUUUAUGCACCGUUUUUAACAACCCUGAGAUACUCAAAGCCCUAAACCUCACCAAAGAGAACGCUCUCGAUCUUCCCAAGGCUUGUGGAACUAACCCUGACGUGUCACUCUGCGCCAAACUCGCUUCUUCUCCGACUAGUGCGUCGUCAGGACCAACCAACGGUACCUCUGCCGCUUCUUCCGUCAGCUUUAAUCGAUUUAGCUUUUUGUCUGCUUUUGUGGCAUUGAUCUUCUUUUGA